Messenger RNA from Thamnophis sirtalis, 2408 nucleotides. RefSeq names its product aspartyl aminopeptidase (gene DNPEP). Gene Ontology annotation, biological process: proteolysis. Lineage: Eukaryota; Metazoa; Chordata; Lepidosauria; Squamata; Natricidae. Gene Ontology annotation, molecular function: aminopeptidase activity; zinc ion binding. The record is from RefSeq and is a predicted model, not a curated record.
CAGGCCGAGCGGUGCGGGGUGGAGCCGAUCGCACUCUUUCCGAGGCGGGGUGGCCCCGGGUAGCGGCGUCUUGUUGGUCUUGGGGGGUGCAGAGCCGGUAACAGCAUGCAGACCAGCUCCAAGCAAGCGGUGCAGGCGGCGGCGCAAGAGCUGCUGAAGUUUGUGCACCGCAGCCCGUCCCCUUACCACGUGGUUGCUGAAUGUCGGAAACGCCUGCUUCAGGCUGGUUUCCAAGAACUGAAAGAAACUGAACACUGGGAUAUCAAGCCUGACAGAAAGUAUUUUGUGACCCGAAAUAUUUCAACGUUGGUUGCUUUUGCUGUGGGAGGACAAUUCCAGCCAGGUAAUGGCUUCACAAUUGUUGGAGCUCACACUGACAGUCCCUGUCUACGGGUGAAACGGUCUUCAACAUGUAACCAGGAAGGUACAGUCCAGGUGGCCGUGGAAACAUAUGGAGGUGGUAUCUGGAAUACCUGGUUUGAUCGUGACCUCUCUGUGGCUGGAAGAGUAAUUUUUAAGGAGCUGUCCACAGGGCGGCUGGAGCAACAGCUAGUGAAGGUGGAACAGCCCAUUCUCCGCAUCCCAAAUUUGGCCAUCCAUCUCCAGCGCAAUGUGAAUGAGAGCUUUGGACCAAACACUGAGAAAAACCUGGUUCCAAUUCUUGCCACUCAAGCCCAGGAGAUAUUGGAGAAGGGAGACUCCAUGACAGAAGACAGCUGCACCCAAUCUUUCCAGAAUCGCCAUGCUCCAAUUCUGAUCUCCCUUCUCUGCUCCCAGCUGGAAGUGAAACCUGAACAACUGGUGGAGAUGGAACUGUGUUUAGUAGAUACCCAACCCCCAACACUGGGUGGUGCCUUCAAUGAAUUCAUAUUCUCUCCUCGACUGGAUAACCUCCACAGCUGCUAUUGUGCCCUGCAGGCUUUGAUUGAAUCUACCGAAGAGCCUGACGUUCUUGCCCGAGAGCCAAACGUGCGCAUGAUUGCACUCUACGACAACGAAGAGGUUGGUUCAGAAAGUGCUCAAGGCGCUGCAUCGCUCCUCACGGAGCUCAUCCUUCGUCGCAUCUCCGCUUCGCCCCAGAACAUCACGGCCUUUGAGGAAGCGGUGCCCAAAUCGUGCAUGAUCAGUGCAGAUAUGGCUCAUGCGGUGCACCCCAAUUAUGCGGACAAGCAUGAUAAGAACCAUCGGCCACAGUUUCACAAGGGACCUGCUCUGAAAAUAAACAGCAACCAACGCUAUGCCUCCACUGCUGUCACAGAGGCAUUGAUUCGUGAGAUUGCCACUCGUGUCAAUGUCCCUCUACAAGAAUUUAUGGUUCGAAAUGAUUCUCCUUGUGGCACAACCAUUGGACCCAUCCUGGCUUCCCACCUUGGUUUACGUGUUCUUGAUAUGGGUUGCCCACAAUUAGCUAUGCACUCCAUUCGUGAGAUGUGCUGCACCUCAGGGGUCCUUCAGACCAUCACUCUCUUCAAGGGCUUCUUCAAUUUGUUUCCCACCUUGGAUCAGGCACUUCUGAGCAGCUGAUGGGCAGCCUGAAUGCUGAAAGAGGCUCUCCCUUUUCCUUAGGCUGGAUAAUAAUUAAAGCAGCUUUAAUCCAGUGACCUCUGUGCAGUUCAGAGGCUUGCUGAGUUUUGAUUUGUUUUUCUGCCUCGCCUCAGAACAGAAAUUACCUCUUAGGCAUAUUUACAUUAUUAUGGCUGAGCCCGAGAGGCAUAAAAUAACCUUUGAACCCCCCCUUUUUUUUCCUUUCUGUCAACAGUAAGAUGGUGAAAUUUAAAUACUGGCCCCUGGAAUAAGAUUAAUAUUUCAAGUGGGAAGUAAAAUUACAGAUGACAUUCUGGUGUUGGUAAAUGCCAAAUGAUGCAGACCUCCGUUUCUCCUUCCACUCCCACAUCCCCUGCUUGCACAGGCUGUAUGAAAUUAGCAAGGCGAUGCUAGCUCAUCGAGUAACAUACAAAGGUCACGUAUGCAGAACUGCUCCGCAUAGAUUACGUUCUUAGAGGACCUUUAUAAGUAUGCAAUCACAUCAUAAUGGGAGAGUGGGGGCCGUUGCAUGUUGUACCUCUUUGCAUAUCUAAAAGAUUUUAAAAUAUUGCUGUGUGGGGAAAAGAGCAAUCCAGAGUCACAAACCUGGAUGUUACUAGGAGAACUAGUGCUGCAAAGAUGCUAGCAGAACAUUUCCUCCCACUAUCGCCGUAUUCUAUUCAUCAGCCAUCACAGAUGAGCGUUCCCUACCCUGAUACCCUCGAGGUGUGUUGAUCCUUCGUUCUCUAGCCAGCAAAGUUGCAGGUUUUGCUGACAAUUCAGUGGUACCACAAUCAGUUUAUAAUUGGUCUUUGUGAACAAAAUGACCUGUAGAAGAUACUGAGUGGCAUACAAGAUUGAAAUAAAAUUGCUAUGACCUUUCA